AUGACUUUCCUUGGUCCUUCUACCACUAAGAAAGUCAAGGGCAUCAAAUCCUCCAUUCAAGAGGAUAUCAGACGACCACUCGCUCUCCUUAGUCAAAAUGUUAACCGCUCCAAGCCUACUACCGAAAGACCCAGCUCUUACAUAACCAACGAAUCCAAGAAAGCCAUAUCCGUCUUGAUAAAUCAGCAUGAGCAAGCCAAAUCUGAGCUUGAGGACCACAAAUCAUCCGAGUCGAAGAUGAAGAAUGAAGUUGAAGAGCUGCGCACACAAAUCCAAGAGCUUCAUGAUACCAUCAAACAUGAUCGGGAUGAUCUGAGAGAAUUGAAUAAAAUUAUCGAGGGGGACAUUCAAGGGACUUCUUCUGUUCCAGAUACACAUGAAGCCCUUCUCGAAAAGCUAAUCGCUAGAGAAUCUGCUAUUGAUCGAGAAAUCCUCAAUCUCCGGGAUGAUAAGGUUAAGUCGAGAGCUGAACUUUGGUUUGACGCUGUGGGAAGAGUAGACGAUUCAAUUGUACAUCCGAGUCAAGCUAGCCGAGACAGAAACCUAGCCAUGCGCAAGGAAAUGUAUGUUAGGACCAAGCGUUCUAUUGCUCAAGAAACAAAAGCUGUGCUACUAUCAACCAAAGAGGAUAUUCGAAAGCAGAAACUCGCCAUAAUGCGCAAUGACAGUGUUGCAGGCCACGUUCCACUUGCUCCUCCUUCGCCGAUUUCCAUGGAUAGCGAUCAGGUUUCAUUUGUAGCUGAAACUCCACUUGCUGAUCCUUUCGUCGAGAACGCUCCACAAAAUCGAGAUAGCUCUUGGGCUACGAUCUACGGAGACGAAUCCUCGACUAGACCUAGUCGUAUCUUCAGUGAAUACAAUCGGACAGCACAAGAUAGUCAUAGAACAACACUCAAUAGAGAACAAUCUUCCAACGUCUUGGGUGGUUUAUUUGAUGAAGACACGCAGACAGAAGAAGACAGUCAUAGGGCAGCACUUGAGGAUAACAGAUCCCUCAGACUCCAAAUCCAGACUACCGAGCGAAAAGUCCAAGAAUGGGAGGGAAAUUUUGAUCGCUUCAAAAUCGAAACCCAAGCCACGAUUGCAAGACUAGCUUCCGACAUUUCUUUCAGUGAAGAAUCUCUUCAAGAAUAUAAGAACACUUUAGACGACGCUGAUGAAAUGCGCGAACAACUGGUACACGAUUUAGCACAGAUAGAAGGAGACAGAGACCGACUUUGUGUUAUAGUUGAAGAGGUUGGCCUUCCUAUCUUAGCACGAAACGCUGAAAAUAUGAAGCGAAUCAAGCGCGAUGGCGUUUUUACAACACUCGGCAACAGUCAUCUUCCAUUCAACGAAAGUCUUGUCCACAAUGGAAAUUAUGCCGCAACUGGAGGUCACAUUGAUGCACAUCUAGCCUCUAUUCUUCUAAGUGAGAGGGAAAUUGUGAGCGGUCCCGUCAUCAGUCACGAAAUGUUCCUUAACAUGUAUGGCGUUUCUGUUGGUGAAUACCGACACUUGUACAAAGUAUCUGACAGACUCGAUGAGAUGUUCAAUAUGCACGCUAUGCUUGUGGAAUCUGGUUCUUUUACUGAAAAGACACUUUCCGAGACUCGAGACUCUUUGUUUCAGAAUUUUUUCACUCAGGGUUUGCUUCAAUUCUAUACGAUUGACGCAUCUAGCGCGGUGGAGAAAGGUCGUAUUUUCGACUCGCAGGAUGGGGAAGACCAAAUUCAGACAUUCAAUGAGAUGUUGGAGAUAGUGCAGGAUAUUAAGAGAAUGCAGAGGGAUGCAACAUUGGAACCGGUGACUGAGCAAAUAGUUUCUGAGGAAUCGGGUUCAGAGGAAUCAAGUUCUGAGUAUUCGGUUUCUGAGUCGGUUUCUGAAUCCUGA
Botrytis byssoidea is the source of this 1872-nucleotide messenger RNA. RefSeq lists its product as uncharacterized. NCBI's taxonomy places the organism in Eukaryota, Fungi, Ascomycota, Leotiomycetes, Helotiales, Sclerotiniaceae. The record is from RefSeq and is a predicted model, not a curated record. Bases 1 to 1872 code for a protein of 623 amino acids. The transcript is spliced from 2 exons.